Molecule: messenger RNA, 1089 nt
Organism: Anopheles nili
Lineage: Eukaryota; Metazoa; Arthropoda; Insecta; Diptera; Culicidae
Product: diphthine methyltransferase
Exons: 2
Coding region: 1-1089 (362 amino acids)
Molecular function (GO): protein binding
Source: RefSeq, a predicted model, not a curated record
AUGGUCAAACUUAAAUUUAAUACCAUAGCCAAACGCGACACAGAUCAAUCAGCUGAUUCUGUUGAAUGGUGCCCAAGCGAAAAGCUGGACAACAUUUUUGUGUGCGGCACUUAUCACCUAGAACGUGACAACGAUUUAUCCUUAUCUAAUAGAUUGGGGCGAAUAUUGUUAUACCGAUUCGAAGGAGAAUCACAAAGCGAUCCCCUAACUCUUCUUCAAACAGUGAACCGAUCAGCAGUAUUGGACCAAAAAUGGAACCCCUUUCAUAAAAAUCGAUUGGCGGUUGCCGGUGCUGAUGGAACACUUGCGAUAUACGCGGUUGAGGACUUCAGUGAGCAACCCAAACUCGAUCUUCAAACAUCUAUAGCUUUGCAAGGCGAAGAACUGCAAGAACAAAACCCAUUGGCAUUAGCUGUAGAUUGGAGUCAAGAUGGAAAACGAAUUAUCGUCAGUGAUUCGCACGGUUGUAUCGAGCUAUUGAGCUUUGAAAACACGCUUCAAAGUAUACACAACUGGAAAAAGCACGGUUUCGAAGCUUGGACUUGUGCGUUUAGUCGGCACAACGAAAAUAUCGUAUUCAGUGGAGGAGAUGAUUGCAUUUUGUAUGCUCACGAUGUACGAUGUCCUGGUGAACCGGCACUGAAGAGUACUAAUAAAAGUCAUUCAGCUGGAGUUACCUCUUUGUUAUCUUUUGCUCAAAAGGAUAAUAUACUAUUAACAGGCAGCUAUGACGAAUAUAUUCGGUUGUUUGAUGAACGGCAGCUUAAAAAUUGUGUAUCAGAACACCUUCUACAUGGUGGUGUGUGGCGUUUACGAUCCAAUCCUAACAAUGAUCCAAGGAAAAUACUGUGUGCUUGCAUGUACCAUAAUUUUAGUGUAGUUAAACUUUUGCCAAAUGAUUCUUUCGAACUGAUUGGAGAAUACGAUGAACAUGAUAGCAUAUGUUACGGGUGCGAUUGGCAGCAAAUUAGUCAGAAUGAUCAUGCUAAGAGGAAUUUUAUAGCAACAUGCUCAUUCUAUGAUCAUAAGUUAUGCGUUGCGGAAGUAGAAGAAUAUGAGGAAAUUAAUAAAAACGGUAAUGGUUCGUAG